AUGCCCUUCUCAAGUUCAAAAGACCUUAUUGAUCCUUCAAACCGGCUCUCCUCUUGGACUGUUGAUAGGGAUUGCUGUCACUGGCAUGGUGUUGUCUGCCACAACCUCACGUCUCACGUCUAUCAACUCCAUCUCGGACGCUUUCCUGUUUAUGAAACUAAAGAAGGAUAUGAAGCUUAUAAGCGGUCAAUGUUUGGUGGUAAGCUAAAUCCUUCUCUGCUUAAUUUGAAGCAUUUGAAUUACUUUGACCUCAGCUCCAAUAAUUUCUAUGCUUCUCCUAUUCCCUCAUUUAUCGGUUCAAUGAAGAGUUUAACAUCUCUUAAUCUCUCUAAUUCGGGAUUUGUGGGACUCAUACCUCCUCAACUUGGAAAUCUCUCCAAUUUGCUCUCUCUCAAUCUUAAAUGUUCUUGGGAUAAUGAUUUAUAUGUGAAUAACCUUCAAUGGCUUUCUGGUCUUCCUUUGCUACAAUAUCUCGAUAUGAGUUAUGUUAAUCUUAGCAAAGCCUCUGACUGGCUACAAGUCACAGACACACUCCCUUCCUUGUAUGAGUUGCGGUUGUCACGUUGCCAACUUCCUUUCAAUCCACCGACACCCAGUGUUAACUUUUCAUCUCUUGUUGUUGAUCUCCACAACAUAACUUCUCUUAGGCGCCUCGAGCUAUUUGGAAACAAUUUCAACUCUUCAAUUCCCAAUUGGUUGUAUAGUUUUAGUUGUCUUGAGUUUCUCAACCUUGCCGACAAUAAUUUGCAGGGUACAAUCUCCAGUGCCAUUGGAAACCUAACCUCUGCCAUUAGUAUUGACUUGUCAAGAAAUGAACUUGGAGGAAAGUUGCCAAGAUCGUUGGGUAAUCUCUGUAAGUUAAGGGAAAUCAUAUUGACAUCCAACAAAUGGAGUCAAGAGAUAUCUGAAAUCUUAGAAAGUUUAUCAGGGUGUGUUUCAGAUAGACUAGAGAUCUUAGACUUAAGUGAUUCUCAAUUUCAUGGUCAUUUGACAGAUGAACUUGGUCUAUUCAAAAAUCUAGCUCAUCUUGAUCUUCAGAAUAAUUCAAUCUCAGGUCCACUUCCGGUGUCUUUUGGAAAUCUCUCAUCUCUGACAAACCUGGAUCUUUCAAAUAAUCUAUUCAAUGGGACACUUCCUCAAAAUUUUGGGCAGCUUUCCAAGCUAAACGGUUUGUUUAUUGAAUCAAAUAUGUUGGAAGGUGCUGUGUCCGAAUCCCAUUUUUCCAAUUUAACAAGAUUGGAAGCAAUUAUUGCAUUUGGAAACCGGCUGACUUUAAAUGUAAGUCACGAUUGGAUUCCUCCGUUUCAACUUUACACUUUAAGCUUGCGAUCAUGGAAUUUAGGGCCAGAAUUUCCUCCAUGGCUUUGUUCACAAAGGUAUCUUCAGUUUUUGGACAUAUCCAACACACAGAUUUCAGAUGUGAUUCCUCCUUCAUUUUGGAACUUGUCUUCUCAAUUCUCAUAUCUAAAUCUUUCCCACAAUCAAAUCAAUGGUGAGAUUCCAAACAAUCCUUCAAUUUUGUCUGCUGCUCUAGUAAUUGAUUUAAGUUCAAACCAUUUCAAAGGUUCAUUGCCUUAUAUAUCCUCUAGUGUGACUGAGCUAGAUCUUUCUGACAAUUCAUUCUCCAAGUCAAUUUCAUCAUUUUUGUGUUUCAAGAUGAAUGACUCCAAAAGCAUAGGAUAUCUCAAUCUUGAAAAAAAUAAUUUAUCAGGAAAAAUACCUGAUUGUUGGACAAUGUGGCACAAAUUGGAGAUCCUAAAUUUAGGAAACAACAAUUUCACUGGCAACAUUCCGGCAUCCAUUGGAUCAUUGACUCUUCUCAAGUCUUUGCACCUACGCAACAACAAAUUCUCUGGAAACUUACCAUCAUCUCUGAGAAAUUGUGAAAAUUUGGUGAUUAUUGAUGUUGCUGAAAAUGAGUUUGUUGGAAGCAUACCUUCAUGGAUAGGCCAUAGAUUUUCAAGCUUGAUGAGUCUCAACCUUCACUCAAAUAAUUUCCAUGGUCACAUACCAAAAGAACUUUGUGCUCUUACCUCACUCCAGAUCUUGGACCUUUCUCAUAAUAAGCUAUCUAGAGGUAUUCCUGGAUGUGUAAAAAAAUUUAGUGCCAUGGCCACAAAAAAUGGUUCAAAUCCUGACAUGAGUUUUAAUCCCCCAAAUAAUUUUUUCGGUGAAACUCUCCCUCUUGAAAGUGAAUUGCUUGUGAUAAAGGGCAAAGCUCGAGAGUAUAGCACCAUUCUCCACCUAGUAAAAUGUAUAGACUUUUCCAAUAACAAUUUAUCAGGUGAGAUCCCUAAAGAAGUGACUAGUCUUCAAGGAUUACAAUCAUUGAAUCUAUCAUAUAAUCUCUUGAUUGGAAGUAUUCCUGAGAAUAUAGGUGCUAUGGGAUCAUUGGAAUCAAUUGAUUUCUCCAUGAACCAACUUUCUGGUCAAAUUCCCUCAAGAAUGUCAAGUUUGACAUUUUUAAAUCAUUUGAACUUGUCAAAUAAUAAUUUGAUUGGGAAAAUUCCUUUAAGCACUCAACUACAGAGCUUCAAUGCAUCAGGUUUUAUUGGAAACAAACUUUGCGGACUACCACUUUCUAAUAAUUGUACUAUAAAUGAUGUAAACCCUGACAAAGAAAACAAAGGGAGCAAACAUAAUGGUGGACUUGAAGUGGAUUGGUUCUUUGUAAGCAUGGCACUCGGCUUUGUGGUUGGGUUUUGGGGUGUAUGUGGCCCUUUACUAUUGAACAAGCAAUGGAGAAUUAUGUAUUUUCAAUUCCUGUAUCACAUGGGGUACAAGCUUAAGAGUCUUGUUUUGUUGUAA
Molecule: messenger RNA, 2808 nt
Organism: Quercus lobata
Lineage: Eukaryota; Viridiplantae; Streptophyta; Magnoliopsida; Fagales; Fagaceae
Product: receptor-like protein EIX2
Exons: 1
Coding region: 1-2808 (935 amino acids)
Molecular function (GO): protein binding
Source: RefSeq, a predicted model, not a curated record